CAUAGUGCGGAUCACCGUUCAGUCGUCGUUUGGAAGUGAUCGCGAUCGGGCGAAUUCGGUACGAACCCCCCAACGGUGGAGCUUAGCCGAGGCGUAGUGCUUUAGUGUAGAAUUAAUACCAUUGACUAGACUAGAAGGUGAGAUUGAGAGAUCCGGGAGCGUGUUAGCAAAGUGAUCGCGAAAUCGUGAAUUAUAUUGGAACCCUGCAUGGAGAAGUGAACCAGUGCUCUUAAAAUCACUCGACGAUCAGUGACUGAAUCGUGUGGGCAGAGAUUCCUGAACAUCUGGAAGCAAAAAAAUUUAAGAAUAGAGUGCCUAUUAUUACGACCACUACAUGCUCAACUAAUAGCAACGGUCGGCUAUUAUACAGUCGAAUAGACGAAUGAUGGGUUUCACGUUUUCGCGAUGAUUUGGGGGAUAAAGUGAGGGAUGCGAGAAAAGAGGAAAAACACAACAAUGGCGUAAUUAUAGGGUUAAUUGUGUUCCGCAAUUGUCACGUUUGACGGCGUACCGAGCGCGAGAGAAAGAAUGAAUGAACUCUCUACUGGCUGCUGAUUGUGCUGAGUGAAAUGUAAGUGACAUGGGGGCAUGUAGGUUUGAAGAAGUGUAAUUAUUUCCAAACUGGAAUCGAAUUUCGAGCGGCAGCGAAAUGAUGAUGGAAGUGAAAUUCUUUUAGCGGUUGAUGGAUUGCGAAAUUGAUGUUUUGAGAGUUUUAGCGGAUUGUCGGUAGAAGAAAAAAAAUGCUACUUCGGGUAGAGCUACAAACUUGCAGACCACUAGUGAAGGUGGUUAGUAGGUUUACCCAGAGAUAAAAAAUAAGAAAAGAGAAAUCGACGUGAAAUGCCGUACUUUAAAUGCACAAGUUAGUACCCUUCGUCGGCACGGGAGGAACGUUGCAGCCGCUGCUCGUGUUUGUUAUUUAUAUUAUUCCUAUACAUUCCGACACUGAGAAGAUUCCAACAAUUAUCGUCAAUGAUCAUGGUCUAGAAACCUGUUCAAUCAUUACCUAGACAAAAGUAUUCGAGCACAUAGAAAAAAGUCAACCAAUUUGAUUGAGACAAAAAAAAACAACAAAGUGGACGAAAAAAAAUGUCGCAGCCUUACAUCAUCCGGCGCAACAGUCGAAAGAGAAGAAAUACCCAUACCGCCGUUGCCAAAUUCAAUGUCUACGUCAUUACAUAAGAAAACGCGGUUGAUUCGUCCGUUCGUCCGUCGUCGGUUCACGGCUUGCCGCUAAUUGGCCACGGGCCAUGUUUUUGGUCCGCGGAGAGUGAUAAAGCGAAAACAACGAACGAACAAACGCAUGAAACUGGUGUAACGCAACCGCUGAUGGAAAAUAAAACGGGGAAUCUCCGAGAUCUGCUUUCCGAAGAAGGUGGAAUAAAUUCGCGGGUUACGUGUGUGUGAACCAGAUCCAAGUUUUCUUAUUUCUUCUCUUUUGCAUAAACAACAUCGUUGAGUCAACGCCGCGAAAGGUGCGGUUCACCUUGGUGGAUCAUUUUCAGAUUUCAUAACUUACGAAUCAUCUCGCCCCGUAUAGUGAAGACACAGCUCAAGGAAAGAAGAAGGGUCCCCAUUGUGUAAGGACCACGAAUGGCCCAAGUGGACGACCAAAGCGACCUGUGGUGCAGUGCAUUAAAAUUCAUAAGUUCCGAAAAUAAAAGUGUUGGUGAAGGUGUGAAAAGUGAAUUUGAUGCGAUCGAAAGUCGCGAGCAAGAUCAGUUCGAUUGACCAUAUGAUCUCCGGAGAGCUGCGUGCGCACAUGUAUGAGUGCUGCAGAAGUGAUCAACGAAAGGAAAAUUCACCACUUCGCGGUGGUGAAUAGCGCGGCCAAGCAGCGCAGGAAAAUGACGUCACCAGUGGGCGGUUGCGUCCGACGAGUGCCUUACCAACACCGAUGGCUUCCGUGGAUCGUGUGGAUCGGGAUCGCACUAGCACCUGUAGCAGAUUCACAAGAUCUGAACACCCCGCCUGUGAUACUGGUCGACCGCAACUGGCGAAUACGAGAGAACACCACCGUCAACACACUCAUUACCCAGGUCCGGGCGGAAGAUAGCGACAACGAUGAGCUGGAGUUCGGCUUGGAUCCUCUGGGUCCCGGUCAACUGCAGCCGUUCGUGAUCGACUCGAACACCGGAUACGUCUACCUCAAUGAAAGCAUUGAAGGAAAGGCCGGACAAAACUUCUUCGUGUACGUGACCGUAACUGAUGGUUUGGUCACAUCCAAAAACGAGGUCUACGUCAACAUUCUAAGUCAAAAUGCCACCGGUCUCUACAAGAGCCGAGGGCCUCAAUUUACCCCCAACAUCAACAACAUUCGAAAAAUAUUGCCACCAGGAUUCAACCUGCCUCCUGGAUUCAGCUCCAUUCCCCAAGCUCCACCACCGCCACCACCGGUCCAUCCAAGACCAACUCAACCACUGGUUAUCAAUCAACCUCCCGUCGAGCAGCCUGAAUCUACAACCAGACAAACCAAAACCUACCCGGACAGGCCGGUGGUAUCCGGUACAGAAACACCAGUACUGGCCACAACGAACAGUACCAUCACCAAACUCACUCCGUUGUCUACGACUAGCUCGGCAACUCCCGUGUCUACUCCAGCAACCACUUCAGCCGAAACGACCCCGGUCCGUACGAAACCGGGCACCGCUGGAGAACCACAUCCGCUGGCCUCGUUCGUGCCGAUCAUCGUUUCGGUGGCAGCCAUCUUCCUGACUGCUGGUCUCAUCGCGGUAUGCGUCUUCCGGAAGUAUUUGUGCGCCAUCAGCAAGACGCUCAAGAAGAAGAAGAAAAUCGAUAAAGCCAAAAACUCAAACCAAAGCAAUCUCAGUAGCAAUAUGGCCUCGAGCACAACGGCCGAAGACAGCCGGAACUCGAUCGGCAUGAACCACUGGAGCGGACCGAUGGCGUUCAGCAACCGGUACACGUCCCCAUGGGAUCGGGACCAAAAUCCGCACAUGCAGGUGACAUCGCAACUAUCGACGGCCAGUUCAAACAACUCGGGAAUGAACGGCGGACCGAAAGAUCGGUGGGAGUUCCCCCGGCAUCGGCUCAAAGUGUUCAACAUUCUCGGAGAAGGCGCCUUCGGGCAGGUUUGGCGCUGCGAAGCAACCGACAUUGAUGGUAAGGAUGGCGUCUCGAUAACGGCCGUCAAGACGCUGAAGGAGAACGCCAGCGAUGCCGAACGAAACGAUCUGCUGUCGGAGCUUCAGGUGCUGAAGUCUCUCGAGCCGCAUAUCAACGUGGUCCGGCUGCUCGGAUGUUGCACCGAGAAGGACCCCAUCUUCGUGAUACUCGAAUACGUCAACAUGGGCAAACUGCAGACGUUCCUGAGGAACUCCCGGGUGGAAAAACACUACGGAAACACUCAUGGAAAGUCGAAAAUUCUAACGUCAGGAGAUCUGACAUCCUUCAUGUAUCAAGUCGCUAGAGGAAUGGACUUCCUAACUUCACGAGGGAUCAUCCAUCGAGACUUGGCCGCGCGGAACAUUCUCAUCACGGAUGAUCACACCUGCAAGGUGGCUGACUUCGGUUUUGCCCGUGACAUCAUCACCUCCAAGGUGUACGAACGGAAGAGCGAAGGCCGCCUACCCAUUCGAUGGAUGGCAACCGAGUCCCUGUACGACAACAUCUUCACCGUCAAAUCGGACAUCUGGAGCUUCGGUAUCCUGAUGUGGGAGAUUGUAACACUGGGAUCGACGCCCUACCCGGGCAUAGCAGCUGCCGACGUGAUGCGGAAGGUACGCGAUGGCUACCGGCUGGAGAAGCCGGAACACUGCCGGCGUGAGCUGUACAACAUUAUGUUCUACUGCUGGGCCAAGGACCCGAACGAGAGACCUGAUUUCCCCGAGGUGGUGUCCAUGCUCGACCGACUGCUCCAGACGGAGACCGAUUACAUCGAGCUGGAACGGUUCCCCGAUCAUAACUACUAUAAUAUGCUCAACAUGAGCGGGGAAAAGCUGUAAAGUGCCGCGAAGCGCGUCUGAUUGUAAAUAGGCUUAAAAUUGUGAUAAGUUGUCUUGUCUUAAUGCCAAGUAUUUAUGAAACCCCUAGCUAUGGCACAUGCUGUAAAUGUAAUGUUCUCGAACAACU
This is a messenger RNA of Aedes aegypti (yellow fever mosquito), 4092 nucleotides long. It is a transcript of the gene Cad96Ca, whose product is annotated as tyrosine kinase receptor Cad96Ca. Gene Ontology annotation, cellular component: membrane; signaling receptor complex. The record is from RefSeq and is a predicted model, not a curated record. The coding region runs from base 1767 to 3965 and encodes 732 amino acids. NCBI's taxonomy places the organism in Eukaryota, Metazoa, Arthropoda, Insecta, Diptera, Culicidae. The transcript is spliced from 7 exons. Gene Ontology annotation, biological process: homophilic cell-cell adhesion; cell surface receptor protein tyrosine kinase signaling pathway; protein phosphorylation. Gene Ontology annotation, molecular function: transmembrane receptor protein tyrosine kinase activity; ATP binding; calcium ion binding.